CAAACAAGCUUAACUUCACCCGGCGCUGCAGAUUAACACCACAGCGGCCCCUGAAGGAGCCAUACUGCCUCCUCUGCCUCCGCCUCCCCCCUCCUCGCCUCCCGAGCGUGACACAUGAAGGAGGGACAAUCUGGAGGGCUUGCCUGGACGUCGUAAUGAGGGGAGUGAUACUCAGACUGGUGCAGAAGCAGGGAAGGGUCACGCUAAAAGGCACCUGGAGGUGGAGGUACAGCGGGAGAGCCAUGGUCACCCAUUGGAGGCGUGAUUAGUGUGAAGCUCUGGCAGGCAGACAGGUGAGAGGACACCGGGCUGAGAGCAAAGACAAGGUAAAAAUAAAACAGGAAAGGCAUAAUCCAAGUCUGACAGAUGGAUAAUCAAGACAAGGGGGGAGGUAAAGAUGGAGGAGGUGGGCAGGCGAAAGACAAACAAAAAUCUGAGGAGGUCAGUGAUGAAGACAAGCAGACCAAAGACAAGCACAACAAGCUGGAGAAGGAGAGCAGCGAGAAGGUGCCGAGGAGCGAAGCCCGGAAGGAGAACCGUCGGCUGGGUCAGUGGAGGAGUGGCUGGGCUCUGACCGAACGUCUGGCCAUCAACGUGUCAGGGAUGCGCUAUGAAACCCAGCUCCGGACCCUUGCCCAGUUCCCAGACUCCCUGCUGGGAGACCCUCGUCGCCGCCUCCGAUACUUCGACCCGCUGCGUAACGAACUCUUCUUGGACAGAAACCGGGCCUGCUUCGAUGCCAUCCUCUACUUCUACCAGUCAGGCGGGAGGCUGCGGAGGCCCGCCAACAUCCCGCUGGACAUGUUCCUGGAGGAGCUACGCUUCUACGAGCUCGGAGAGGAGAUCAUUGACCGCUUCAAGGAGGACGAAGGCUUCGCCAAGGAGGAGGAGAGACCUUUACCUGCCAAGAAGUGGCAGCAGAGCAUCUGGAUGCUGUUUGAGUAUCCGGAGUCGUCCAGCGGCGCGAGAAUCAUCGCCAUUAUCAGCGUCAUGGUCAUCGUGAUCUCCAUCCUCAUUUUCUGCCUGGAGACUCUGCCGGAGUUCAGGAUUGAGAAGGAACGGAGAGAGCAAUUCACCACCAUCCCUCACCCCACCAUGCCCAACGAAACCAUCCUCAUCCCGCCUGGAUUCACCCCCUUCCAGGACCCGUUCUUCAUAGUCGAGACCAUCUGCAUCUGCUGGUUCUCCUUUGAGCUCAUCAUGCGCUUCAUCAGCUCUCCGAACAAGGUGCACUUCUUCAAGGACAUCAUGAACAUCAUCGACUUCUUUGCUAUCAUGCCUUAUUUCGUCACGCUGGGCACUGAGCUGGCCAAGGACAAAGGCACUCAGCCAUCGGUGUCUCUGGCCCUGAUCAGGGUCAUCAGGCUGGUGAGGGUCUUCAGGAUCUUCAAGCUGUCACGUCACUCCAAGGGCCUGCAAAUUCUCGGCCAGACGCUGAAGGCUAGUCUUCGAGAGCUCGCCCUGCUCAUCUUCUUCCUCUUCAUCGGCGUCAUACUCUUCUCCAGCGCCGUCUACUUUGCUGAGGUGGACAGUCCUGGCACGGCCUUCACCAGCAUACCUGAGGCCUUCUGGUGGGCUGUGGUGUCCAUGACGACGGUCGGCUACGGUGACAUGUGUCCGGGGACGGUUGGAGGGAAGCUAGUGGGCUCCAUGUGUGCCAUCGCUGGCGUCCUCACCAUCUCGUUGCCGGUGCCCGUCAUCGUGUCCAACUUCAGCUACUUCUACCACCGAGGGAUGGAGUGCGAGGACACCAAGGAGUAUCACCACGUCGCCACCUCACUCUGGGAGAAGGACGAUGAGGAGGAUGAAGACGAAAACGGAACGGACGACUGGCCUGAAAACAUUGAGGAUUAUGCACCACUGUACGGACAGAACAGGGUCAUCAGGCCACCGCUCAGUGGAGCUCUGCUGGAUGCGCUCGACAAAACUGGUCAAAAAGGAAUAAACUUCUACCUCAAAGAACCACUGGUCACUCAGGUUUAAAGACAGACAGGAGACAGACGGAGUCCUGUCACAAAACAUGAAGUUGAAAAGGAGGAACGAGAUGGCGACACUAAGAAGUGCAGCGAUUCAAACCCAGGUCUGUGCCUCUCAUGUGAUCAUUGUUUUUUUAUAUCUGAGGCUUCUGCAUGAUUAGAUACAUAGAAAGCAUCUGUUUUUCUUGACAGAAAAGCAGAACUUAUAAAUGUUUCCAGAUCCAGUGAAGCAUCUUCUGUCAAUCUCAAAUAAAAAUAUCCAUCCAGCUGCACGAUAAAACAGAUUUUUUUCUCUGUUUCCAAAGCCAAUUUAACAUAUCAGCGACAUGCACCUUAAACAGCUGGUUUUGAGCAAAGCAAGAACACUUCGAUUAAAAUAGACAUAUGUGGAUUCAGUUUAUCCAGAAACUUCCUACAAGGUUUCCAGAAAGUUCCUAGAAAGUUUCCUGAUACUAAACAUAUGAAAACAUGGAAUUCCUCUGAAAGAGAAUCUGUCAUUUAAACUCAAGUAAAUAUUCAUUCAAUCCUAAUUAACAUUUGAAACUGUACAACAGUGGUGGAAAGGAACUUAGACAAACAUCAACUAAAGUGGUACUUUACUGAAGUAUUUCCAUUUUUAUGGUACUCCACUACAUUUCAGAGGGAAAUAUUGUAGUUUCUAUUCCACUACAUUAAUCUGACAGCUUCAGUUACUUUUAAGAUGAAGAUUUUAUGCAAUGGAUAAUAUAACAAGCUUUUCAAAAGACCAGUGAUUUUAAAACCUUUUUGACUUCGAGCAUAUUUUAAAAAAUAGUGUGUAGUUGAGCUCACAUUUCAGAUAAACUUCUCAUAUGCUUUCAUUUCAGUAAAUCUUCCAAUGAUCCAAUAUCUCAGCAAAAAUCAAUGAUUAGAGACAAAACUGAAAACAGAUGUAUGUAUCAAAACUUAGUUUUUUUCUUCUUUUCUCUGUUAUUAAUCAUAUCACACUCAGAUUCAUCUGUUGUCUCUGAAUAUAAAACUAAAUAUAAAACUGGAUAUGAAGUUGUUGCAACAGCUACAACCAUAACAUGCUGCUAACACAAUAAUGCUUCACUAUAAAUAAUGUAAUCUUGUCAUAUAAAAUAAUAUAUCAGCCAGAGGGACCAAAGCAGGGCUUUUACUUUAAUAUUUUAACUACAUUUGGCUGCUGUGAAUGUUUACUUAAGAAGGAUUAUUCAUACAGGACUUUCCCUUGUACUUGAGUGUUUUUACUUUGCUGUAUUGCUACUUAAGUAAAGGAUCUGAAUACUGGUUCUACCACUGGUGCAUCCUCCCUAUAUGUAGACUUUUCUGCUUACUUUUGAACAAUUUUAACCCUGUUUUCACAUUCAGUUGAUGAAACACUAUGCAGUUUACACUAGAAAAUGUUUUUUUCCGCCCCUAUAAUUAGUAGAUUAUUCAGAUUUAGUGAUGUGUUGUGCAGAGGUGUCACUUGGAAAACACGCUAAAAAUCUUCUUUAAUGUGCAGGUGAUUGAAUAUGUUUCAGUCACGCUUGACAGAAGAUAAUCCGAGGCAUCUGGGAAUUGCAUUAAUACAAAUAAGUGUUUGGUAAACUGAGAUUUUUAUCUUGGAGAGAAAACAGAUUUGUAUCUCUUUAAUGUAGCUGUAAAUGCAAAAGUCUCACAUCUAAAAAUUAUGAUUACAUGAGAGAAACUGUAGCAACACUGAUACCAGAAGUAAAUCUAUACUAAAAACAGAACCAUGUCAUUCUACAGUAUGUGCACAAUCACUGGAGAGACUGUUUACUUAAGGAUCUGUGUUCUUAAUGUCCAUUCGCUGUGUAUUUAUCUGAGUAAGUUAGAUUUCCAAAGAAGAUAACUCCUUUAUUUGUCCUUGUGCAGCUGCUAAAUCUGUUUUGAGUGAAGCCCUGUACUUGUAGGAGUUAUGGCAGAAAUGUGGAUGUGCGAUCUCACGCUGACGUGGACAACAAAGAGAUCGCUCAUCGGCUGCUGAUGGUGCAGACAGAGUUCAUGUAGUUGGUCCAGAGCCAGUUUGUAUGUCACAUAGUUACACAGUGUAAUAGAUACAUCAGAGAGAGGUGCAGGGCAGAGACCUGAUCUCAAGUCAGACAUUUUUGUCACGGGGGUAAAGUCGAGACUACGAGGCCUUCUGGCUGAAGCAGCUCUGAUGAUCUCAGGCUCAGCUGGUUGUUGCUGUAGCUUUGUAGAACUUUGUCCUCACAUCACUGAUAACUUUGGCUUUCUUUAUACUCAACAGUGGGGAUGUCCCAUUAAUUUUUGCCUCCAGUCAAAUUCCAAUCCACAUUAUUUCACAUUUAGCAUCUGCCAAAAAUCUGACACCAGUUUCCUAGGUAAUACAUACUAUCUGCUGUACUAUCUGGUUGCUUUUACUAUCUAAUACUGUAGCAACCAGAGGAGGCUGACACUGCAGUGUUGGCAAGCAGAGAGCAUUGUGGGGUUUAGCUAGUGAAGGGGCACCAUGAUAAAGUCUUAUGUGAGGCUUAAUGACCUCUAACAUCAGUACAUUAGCCUAGUGGCACAUUCAACAGCUGCUUAUGCAUCCUGAAUUGUGUGGCUUUACCAGUAAAAUCAGCCCAUAACCAAUAAAAGUGUGUUGAGUACAUAUAAUUAAUAAAUCAAUUAUUGAUUGACAUUGUUGCAUAUAUAAAGGAAAUUAAUCAAAUUUACAAUGUAUGUAUGACAGUGGAUGUAAACAAAGGAUUGAACAUAGGUUGUUACCAAUAUAAUUAGUUCUAACUUGCCUUGACAUCCCUGCUACACAGUGUACAUGUGUUAUUAAAAGAAAGCCUAAAUCUGUGUUUUUGAGUCUCAAACAUUUCACUAUCUUUAGGAUUGAUCAGUGGCUGCAUUGAUGUCAAUUUUGUUUGAGCACUGGGGAGGUUUACAAGUCUUUCCCCAAGAAAUUCUUGGUGUCAGACAAUUAAUUUUUUUAGUGAAUCGUUAGGCACCAAUUUACGCCUUUUCUGCAUUCUUUGGUGGUAGGAAUGUCAUUUUCAUGUAAAGGAAAACACGAAAAUUCAGAGUCUCAUGAAAUAUAGUAAUGCUGUCAGGCUCAUGGACAUUCUGUAUUACGGUCAAAUAUUUAUUCUCCUGUAGAUCAACUUUUGUUGUCUUUUGUUUGGCGAAGUAACCAUUUUAAAUGUGUAUGUGGCACAUCUUUACGUCAGUGUUAAAUUAAUUAACUAUAAGUUAUGUUAAUUUUAAUUUAACUUUAAUAAAAACCAGUAGAUUUUAUUUGUUUAUUUAUGUUUCAGCAAGAUUUCUGCUGGUAUUCUAAACUUUUUCAUUAUUCAAAACUUCUUACACAUGCAUCAUCUCUUUGUUUGAUAUGCUGGAGAAAAAAUAAGAAUUUUUUUUGCUCAUUUAAAUACAACAGUGAAAAAGAACAUAUUUUUGAUGUGAACACAGUUACAGUUUUGACCAUUUUUGUUUGUGUGAUUUUACAGUCAACAUAUAAAUUAACAUUUUUUUUCUUUCCAUUUACUUGUUAUUAUCUGCAGUUGAACAAAACAGGAAACAUCUAUAAAAUAACAGCAAUUGCUAAAAAACAAAAUAAAAACUGUUACAGUGCACCACAUAACUUAUCCAGCAAUUAUCAGCUUAUUAUAGAAAACUCCUUGUUGUUAUAAGAGCUGCAUUGACUGGCAGAGAUUCUUCUGCUAAAUUUAACUGUUUGAGUCUGAAGACUCUGAUUAAAAAGUCAGAAACAAUGAAUUUUGAUGGUGACGCUAUUUCACAGCAGUAAAAAGGAUCAAAAUGUCCUUAGUUAUCCUUAAACCACUCCUGCAAGAUAAUCUGCUUUAUUGCUGUCCAUCUGUAAACUAGUUACGCUCUGAACAGGGACGAUAUGAUGAAUAUAGAUUUAUACUGUGGGAUGAUACAGACGUGUGAAACUGGAGGCAAAGCUUGAAAUCAGUAAGUUUUACAAGCAAUCAUUGUGGUAAUACGGAAGACAUCAAAACUAUAAAAGAAUAUAUAUGGAAUUAAGUUGUUAACAAAAAUGUGUUAAUCUUCAGUAUUAAUCUAAAAUGUAGAAAAUAAUACAAAUAAACAUUGAAUGAGAAGGUGUGUCCAGACUUUUGAUUGGUAGUGCAUAUAUACGUUUGGUUUUAAUUCAAUCUUUAAGUGUUGUGGAUGUCAGUUGGAUGAGGUACAAACUCGGUAUUCAGUCAAAACGGUGUGUUUGUAAGAUACCAGCAUUAUAGACAAUAGACAAGCAGGCAAUAGAGAAAAAGUUAUUUCUUACUGUGAUUUCUUUGUGAAUGAAUUUAAGCUGACGGCAGCCAUUAAGAAACACUUUUCAAGCCUUAAAGAAGUGAAUGUUUAACUCUCAAAGAGGAAAAAGAACUUAUGUUGUUUUUUUUUACUUCAAAAAGUCUAUUUUACUCAUAAAGCACAUUUAAGAGUUACACCAAAGUGGUGCACAACUAAAAUAUGAGGACAUAAAACACACUGACCAGAAGGCAAAUCUGAAUAAAAAAAUAAAUUAUGGGGCUGUAAGGGAUGAAGUCAGGGUGUCAAAAUCUGUUAAAAUUGAAUUCUUUUGAGAAGAGGUGGGUCUUCAGCAGCAAUUUUUAAAAGAGAGAUUAGGAGCAGCCACCACGAGGGCACAAUUAGCUCCGUUUUUGUGCCUCAAUCUGCAGAUUGAGGCACAAAAACAUUCUAGAGCAUUCUAGAGCAUUCUAGUUGGUUUAUCUUAGUGCUCAAACUGGGGUAUGAUGAUGUUAAAUGAGGUCAUUUAAAGUCUUAAAAACAAGCAAUAAAAUCUUAAAAUGAACCUGAAAUGGACAGGGAGCCAGUAGAGGGAGGCCAGUACUGGUGUUAUGUGAGCACGCUUUAUUUUUUCAAUAAAGAUGAGAAAAAUAAAAGACACCUUCAUAAUGUGUUUUGAUUGUGUGAAUGUAGUAUGACCUGCAUAUAUUCUGAGGACAAAUGUGGCUUUGUAUGUCUUUCAUUACUUAAUAAAGGUCAUAUUUUAUCUCUUA
This is a messenger RNA of Amphiprion ocellaris (clown anemonefish), 6961 nucleotides long. RefSeq names its product potassium voltage-gated channel, shaker-related subfamily, member 7 (gene kcna7). NCBI's taxonomy places the organism in Eukaryota, Metazoa, Chordata, Actinopteri, Pomacentridae. The transcript has 3 exons. Gene Ontology annotation, cellular component: membrane; voltage-gated potassium channel complex. Gene Ontology annotation, biological process: protein homooligomerization; potassium ion transmembrane transport. The record is from RefSeq and is a predicted model, not a curated record. The coding region runs from base 367 to 1983 and encodes 538 amino acids. Gene Ontology annotation, molecular function: delayed rectifier potassium channel activity; protein binding.